This is a messenger RNA of Zingiber officinale, 2374 nucleotides long. RefSeq names its product protein FRIGIDA-ESSENTIAL 1-like. The record is from RefSeq and is a predicted model, not a curated record. NCBI's taxonomy places the organism in Eukaryota, Viridiplantae, Streptophyta, Magnoliopsida, Zingiberales, Zingiberaceae. The transcript has 5 exons. Gene Ontology annotation, molecular function: metal ion binding. The coding region runs from base 170 to 2032 and encodes 620 amino acids.
CACGGAGCAGCGCCCAGGAAACAUUCUUUUGACCAAUCUGAUUUAAAAUAAGAGAAAGUCUGUCUGCGAACUGCGAUUCCCAACCUUGUUCGCCUUCGCCCCGUUUCGCAGCCGCUGCGGCCGCCGCAAGACGCUUGCAGGCGUCGUCGUUAGGGAGUCGCCGUUAGGGAUGCCGAAACGCUCGACGAAGGCAUCCGCUGAUUCUGCCACCGAUCCAUCGGGGGAGGUCGAUGCCCUCUCGGCCGGCGACGGCGAUGAGUCCUUCCUUGAAGACCAGAGAGAGUGCGACGAAGCGGGCGAGGAGGUGGUGGAAGAGGAACGAGUGCAAGAGAUCGAGGUAGAUGAGGUGGAAGGAAAAGGAGGCGGCGGUGGCUCCGAUUUGCCUGGCCACCACGACGAUGAUACAAGCAAAACGCAUGAAGGCUGUUGCAAGGAACCAAUGUUGCUUUCUUCCAAUUCCGAGAAAUCUUCUGUAAAUUCAAUCAAUUCUCAGACUGAGUAUCUUAGGGGUGACAACCUUGGCAAUGACUCUCCAUCUAAGUUACAUAUCAAAAAGAUUUCUGAAAACAAUAAUGGAGAUCUCAGUCAGCCUACUUCACAAAGAAGACCAAGGAGCUCCUCUCCUUGUGUCCAGAAUGAGCAUGCAAGUAAAAAUCCUGCAAUUAUAUGCGACUUUUUUGCUAGAGGCUGGUGCAUCAAGGGAAGCUCUUGUAGAUUUCUUCACAAGAAAGAGGUGGUUGGCUAUGUUAGUCAGGAGAUACAGGAAGAUAAGGGUACCACUGAAGAUUCCAUUUAUUGCAAAGGGAAUUCAACAAAAUCAGAUUUUCUUUUGCAAAGAUCCCUUGUGCGCACAUAUGGUGGGGAGGUGCAUGGAUUUUCCCAGUUCACAUCUAAGAAUAGUGAGCAUUUUCCAGUGGAUGGAGUAAGACAGACAAUCUUACUAGGAAAAUGCCCAGUAACAGAUGUGCCAGUUCAUCAUGAUUGUAGUAACAAUUUUCCAGAUAGACGCUCAGCCAGUGUUGAAAUUUCAUCUCGUCAUUUGUCAGGGAUGAUGUACAAUGAAAUGCCUAGUGGAAUGCAUAGAUAUGAUGCAUCAUUCUCGAGAGAAUCUUUGAUUAAGAAUCCAUUGGCGUCAGAAUCUAAUUAUGUUGUGGGUGGAUCCUCUAUGCCACUUAAUGUUCAUAAUGAUAGCUGUGACAUCUAUUCUAUUAGAAAAAAGCCAGAUGACCUUGCUAGAGAAUAUCAGCAGAGCCAUUUCAUGCUUCAUGAUUCUUACACUUCUGGCUUAAGUGGGGAUUCUCUGUCAUUUUCUGGUCUGCCACAAAAGCUUGAAGAGAAUACUUGGGAAACCUCUGUACCUUUCCGACCCUCAGUUUCCCUUGCACCUUUUAUUAAAUCCUAUUGUGAUAGCCAAUAUGAUCCCUUUAUCGACAGUAUUGACCAUUCAAAACAAGUUUCACCUUCUGCUUCUCCAAAAGGUACUCUUGGAAGUUCACAAAGUCAGCAUCCAGUUGGUGCUCCUAUAGCUGGAGAUUCUAAAUCAGUAUACGAUGCCACCAGAUCUGUGAAUUCUUUUACCUCAGCUACUGUAGGAAUUCUUGGUACGAGCAAACCAAUGCACGAAUGUUCCAUCAACACUACUGCUAUCUCACCUGGCCUUACUACAAAUGCUGAAGAGAAAGGACAGAUCCCUGAUUUAGCUAUUCAUCCACGUGUUGAUAAGUCAGAACUUGGGGAUAAUAGCAGCAUAGAAAAGGUAAAAAGUGCUAGGGAAUCAAAGGAAAUGAAGAUUUUCCAUGCUGCUUUGGUAGAUUAUUUGAAGAAAUUGCUAAAACCAUCAUGGAAGGAAGGUCGCUUGAAUAAGGAUACUCAUAAGCUAAUAGCUAAGAAGGCAGCUGAGAAAGUCUUGGGUGCACUACAACCACAUCAAGUCCCUAAUGGCCCAGAUGCAAUAGACCAAUAUCUAUUAUCUUCCAGGCCAAAACUUUUAAAACUAGUGGAGGCUUAUGUGGAUAAGUAUGGUAGGUCCUGAGCAUUCCAUCUUUGGAUGAGUUUAGUUAGCUACAGUAACAACUCUGCUCAAUGUUGUGAUCUAAUCUUUUCAUGAGCAUACUAAACCUAUCCAAGCUCUGGUAUUUAUGUGGUAAGCAUGCAAGCCAUUCCCUGCUUUUGGAUUCAUGUUUUUUUUUUCUGGACUAUGGAAAUUGCAGGUGUAUCUUGUAAUUCUCAACACCAUAGAGACAUCAAUUUUCCAAGUUACAAUGAGAUGAAGUUGCUAUGUAUUCUCGGAAUCGUAAAUGAGCUAUGAGAUGAUGAACAAGCAGGGUUAUUUUGUGAAAUGGAAAGACAUAAUGAAGCAAGUCAGUUUGUGCCA